AUGCGCAAUAAGAUUCAUGACAUAGUCAACAGCCUCAACAGGUUCAUGAUGCAUAAAUGGAAUAUUAAAGGGAAAAUAAUGAAGCAGUUGUAUACGAGGGCUAUUGAAAGAUUGAUCCUGUACGGAUGUCCCAUCUGGUGGCAUCAUACAAAGACGGUUCGAGUUUCGAAUAAACUUCUUCAAAUCCAGAGAAUAGUACUGUUAAGUAUAAAAAAAGCGUUCAGUACAUCUCCAGCAACAGCACUUCAGGUGCUGGUAGGUGCUCUCCCACUAGACCUCAAAGCGGACCAAGAGGCCAAGACGUUUAAACUAGUGCAUUUCAAAGAAGAUGUUUCUAUCGAUACUGGACUUAUCUCGGGAGCAGAGAUAGAGGAAAAAUUUGAUAUGGGCAGAACCCAUCCAGCUGAAGCUCGGAUGAUUAACUGGCACAAAAAAUUACCCACAGGGUCUGGUGUGGAGAUCUUUACAGAUGGCUCGAAGACUCAGGAACGAGUCGGUGCGGCCUUCGUAGUGUAUGAUAAUAAAAUAGAAAUAACGACGCAAAUGAUCAGAUUAACAGACAAUUCUUCAGUUUUCCAAGCGGAAGCAAUAGCUCUCAGAUCGGCAUUCAUAUGGAUAAAUGAUUACCUAAAGCAUGGCAAGAGGGCGAUUAACGUUUUCUCGGAUAGACAAAGUGUCCUCAAGGCUAUUAACAGUGCAAAACAAACGCUCCUCAUUAAAGCACUAAAGGAGCUCAUCACAACAGAAAAGACUUUCAUCACAACAGAAAACAGUAAACCUGAAUUGGAUCCGUGGACAUAUAGGAAUUGA
This is a messenger RNA of Stegodyphus dumicola, 810 nucleotides long. RefSeq lists its product as uncharacterized. The record is from RefSeq and is a predicted model, not a curated record. NCBI's taxonomy places the organism in Eukaryota, Metazoa, Arthropoda, Arachnida, Araneae, Eresidae.